AUGUCUAAAAUUGACAGUUAUCACGUAAUGAUAGUCUCGAAGUACUUUGACACAAUCAAAGACUUUAUUAACUUGGAGUUGGUAUGCAAGAAGUUUGGUGAUACUAUGGAAAAGUUCCAUUUCAACCCGAUUCCGUUAAUUUUUAAAACACUUGGAUAUUUCUCAAACAUUGAGACACUUCACUUGUGGAAUAGAGAAGAUGAAACCUUUGGCAAUGGAUUUCUAAUCAAAAAAUUACAAAAUGGAGACAACGAAGAUAUACCUGUAUUUAAGAAAGCGUUUUAUAAAAUCAUUGUGUGGUUUAAUGUUGAUUUUGAAACUGUUGACCAAAACAAAAGUCGAAACAUCGAGUUCAAAAAUGUGACGUACACUCGAGAUGAUCGAGAGAAAUUUGGUAAUAUCAUACCUUCAAGUGUAACAUCAAUUGGCGAAAAGUGUUUUAAUUGGUGCAGCUAUUUGAGUAAUAUUACGAUACCAUUAAGUGUUACAUCAUUUAGCGAUUGGUGUUUUAUUGGAUGUAGUAGUCUCAGCAGUAUGAUUAUACCAUCGAAUGUCACAUCAAUUGGUGAUUAUUGUUUCAGUUAUUGUAGUAAGCUAAGCAGUGUUGUUAUACCAUCGAAUGUCACAUCAAUCGGUGAUUAUUGUUUUUAUGAAUGUAAUAAUCUAAGCAGUGUUACAAUAUCAUCUAAUGUGACAUUAUUUGGUAGUUAUUGUUUUCCAUCAAACACAAUUGUUCAACAAUGUUAUUGA
Entamoeba invadens IP1 is the source of this 750-nucleotide messenger RNA. RefSeq lists its product as hypothetical. The record is from RefSeq and is a predicted model, not a curated record. The transcript has a single exon. Bases 1 to 750 code for a protein of 249 amino acids. NCBI's taxonomy places the organism in Eukaryota, Evosea, Mastigamoebida, Endamoebidae.